AUGCAGCUGAUCGUGAAGACAUUGGGUGGUGACGUGGCACGAGCCGAGGCGCAGGAGUACGGACGGAUGGAUAUCGUGGCGGAUUGCGAUUCGGCGCUCUUUGGCGGGAGCGACGCGGGAGGCGAGGAACCUGAGAAGAAGAAGGCGAAGAAUGAAUCGCGACAGACCGUGUGGAUGAGCCACGGCGACGAGGCGACGAAGCUUCCAGAGGGGUUCAGAGUGGUGGCGCGCAGCGAUCAGGGCACGGUGGUGGCAAUUGAGUGCACGACACGCAAGAUAUUCGGCCUGCAAUACCACCCUGAGGUGACCCACACCCCCAGGGGCAUGGAGACGCUUCGCCGCGUAGUCUUUGACAUUGGAGGCGCGCACGCUGAUUGGCAGAUGCAGGAGGUGCUAGAUGAGGCGAUCUCAGCCGUCCAAGCGGCAGUGGGCCCAGUGAAGCAUGCGGUGUGCGCGCUGUCGGGCGGCGUUGACUCGACUGUAGCGGCGACGCUGGUGCACCGCGCGAUUGGGGACCGCCUGCACUGCAUUUUCGUGGAUAACGGACUGCUGCGGUUCCAGGAGCAGCAGCGCGUGAUGGCGAUGUUUGAGGCGGACCUGCACCUGCCAGUCACCUGUGUGGAUGCAUCUGACCGCUUCCUCUCCAAGCUCAGGGGCGUCACAGAUCCCGAGAAAAAGAGGCGCAUCAUCGGGGCGGAGUUCAUUGGCGUUUUUGAUGAUUUUGCGAGUGAACUGGAGGCGAAGCUGGGGCACCGACCAGAGUGCCUAGUGCAAGGUACACUUUAUCCGGACGUGAUUGAGUCGUGCCCGCCGCCUGGCAGUGGGAAGAAGCACUCGCACACCAUUAAGAGCCACCACAACGUGGGUGGUUUACCCGAGAAUAUGCGCUUUACCCUCGUGGAGCCCCUCAAAUGGCUGUUCAAGGACGAGGUGCGCAAUAUUGGAGCUCUCCUCAACGUCCCCGCUUCCUUCCUCUCCCGCCAUCCCUUCCCCGGACCUGGCCUUGCGGUUCGGGUGCUGGGGGACGUGUGUGCCGAUGGGGCGCUCGACACUAUUCGCCAGUGCAGCUGCCAAAAGGGACUCCUUGCCCAUGCGAUUCAGUGUUUUCAAAACGCACACCAAAGAGACGCACUCAGUGCCCCCCUCAUGCCUGUUCUUCUACUGCCACAUCUCCAUCUCUCACCCCUCUCGUCUGCUCGUCCCGCUGCUCCCCUCGUCCCGCUUGCCCUUCCCUCAUCUUUCUCCUCGUCCAGGCCUGUACGACCAGAUCUGGCAGGCGUUCAUUCUUCCCCCGUCUUUCCUCCCUGCUCCCCAUGUUCCCCUGGUUCUGUUCCCCUGGCCCAUUCUGAGCAUCAGGUGGAUGAGAUUUUCAUCAAUUCAAUCAAGGAGGCUGGGCUGUACGACCAGAUCUGGCAGGCGUUUGCCGUCUUCUUGCCGGUGCGGUCGGUGGGAGUGCAGGGCGAUAGGCGCACCCACUCCCACGUGGUGGCUCUCAGGGCGAUCACCAGCCAAGACGGCAUGACAGCAGACUGGUGA
Messenger RNA from Closterium sp. Naga37s-1, 1536 nucleotides. The record is from the annotation of a GenBank genome assembly. NCBI's taxonomy places the organism in Eukaryota, Viridiplantae, Streptophyta, Zygnematophyceae, Desmidiales, Closteriaceae.